CUUGUUUGAUUUUUCUGUAUUGAUUCAAAUCAACAUCUUGGAUGGACUUGACCUUUAACAGUUUUUGAAGGGUAUGAGCGACCCCUUUUGUUGACCUAUCCUGACAACUGAUAAUUAUGCAGAUUAUUUUAAUCUACGAUUCAAAGGAUACAAUAUCCAAAGUUCAGAGAUAUUAAGUUAAGUUGUAGCUAAUGAAAGAUAACAUAAUGAUAUCAAAAUAUGAACAAGGCGUUUUCAUGUUCAUACUAUAACAGAUUGAAAACAAAAAAAUAUUCCAAAAUGACGGUGUUCAGAAAGACUUUACUUAUUACCUUCAGCUUGAUCAUUUCUACAAUAAUUCAGAGUGCAGCGGAUCAAGACUGUCAAAUCCAACUGGAAGACACUCCAUCGGUAUGGCUUGGCGAUGAAGAUGACGUAACAUACUGUGAGGCGGAACCAUCUCAAUGCUCUGAUUUUGGUCUCGUUUUUGUCUGUGAAGACCCGUCCGGUGGUUCUCUUGAACCAUGCGCUAAUGGCACCAAAGUCCUGUGCUCUGUUCCAGAUCCCAUCCCUCUUGAUGACCCAACACCGUCAUCUGAAAUCCGUGUGGUCAUUUACAACAUCUGGGAACUUCGAUACCUCUAUUAUCAGAACGGGCAGCGAGAACGAACGUGUCGUAUUCUUCAUGAGCUCUUCCGUCUUCGUCAAGACAUCGACGUGAUUGUAUUCAAUGAGGCCUUUAUGGGUGGGUGCUUCUCCAAGUUCAAUUCUACAGUUGAGAUGAGCACUCUAACUAUUCGAGAUAUUCUGGUACAGCAUGGAUUCAUCUACCAUACCCAGACAGUUGGAGAAGUAAGGGAACUACCCAAGUUUGAGAACGGUGGUGUCUUUAUUGCUUCUAGGUGGCCAAUAAUUUCCGAAGAUGAGACAAUUUACACGGAAGCGAUUAAGACGACUGCAGAUGCGUUGUCAGCAAAAGGCGCUAAAUAUGCUCGGGUUCUUAAGUCGGUAAACGGAUCGAGUCGAUAUUACAACAUCUUUGGGACCCAUCUACAGGCAUCAAAAGGAGUAAAUGCUGACAGGGUUCGUGUAAGUCAGGCAACGGAGAUGCACGAUCUGGUCGUGAAAUUGGCACUCUCACCAGAAGAGCCAGUAAUCUAUGCAGGGGAUCUUAACACAAACUAUUAUGACAGGGAACCUAGGUCCAACACUGCCAACAUCCUCAAGGCCCUUCAUGCUUUGGUCCCACCGAUCAUUGGUGAACUCAAUUACACCACGGACGGCUUACUCAAUGAUGCUAGAGACGGCGACAGUGCAUCCUACAAGGAUUAUGUAAUCUACCAUGAAGACUACCUUCAUCCAUUAACAGCUUCUCAGGAAAUCCUGCGUCCCAGGGCAUCAGAGUUCUUUGAAGUCUGCAUAGAGGCCAUCACACCAUUCCCUACCUAUGCGGACUCUGAUAGAUGUCGAAAGACUCAAAAUAUUAGUGAUCUUGCGGAUCACUUUGCAGUAAUUGGUGUCUACAAGUUUGAUAACAAAGCGGUAACAACCGAAUCAAGUGAACCCAGCACCACGAACGUCGUCACCCAUGAACCUACAGAAUCUGGUCAAACCACAAAAUCAGAUACAACCUCUUCCAUAAUGACUACAGAUUCAGGUGUCACCAGCAGACUUUGCGUGGCUACUUUCAUUUUAUCGAUACUCUCGGGCCUACUUUUCUAGGGAUCAGUCUAGAUUGGUGAUUCCAUUAUACAUCAUCUACAAUUAUUCGAUAAUAGUAGUGAUCAGUUAAGUCACUAGUGAAUCUAUCAUAAUUAUGUAACUUCACGUGUAACUUAUCGAUUUCAUAUCUUGCUAUUUUUUUCA
Lytechinus variegatus (green sea urchin) is the source of this 1845-nucleotide messenger RNA. Its product is annotated as sphingomyelinase C-like. Gene Ontology annotation, molecular function: sphingomyelin phosphodiesterase activity. Bases 220 to 1701 code for a protein of 493 amino acids. The record is from RefSeq and is a predicted model, not a curated record. NCBI's taxonomy places the organism in Eukaryota, Metazoa, Echinodermata, Echinoidea, Temnopleuroida, Toxopneustidae. Gene Ontology annotation, cellular component: extracellular region. The transcript is spliced from 3 exons.